AUGCCUUCUGAUGAUGAGGUCUUCAAUAUCCUCUCGCUGGACGGCGGAGGAGUCCGUGUCUUGUCAGAAGUCAUGAUACUCGACAGGAUCAUGAAAAGGAUCCAAGAGAAGCAAGGCCUCGCGGAGACUCCAAAACCAUGCGAUUACUUCCAUUUGAUUGGAGGCAUUGGCACCGGAGGAAUCGCUGCUCUCCUUCUCGGAAGGCUUCGCAUGACGACUACCGAAGCUCUCACAGGAUACGAAAACAUCUCCACUAAGAUCUUCAGUACCGCCAAGAGAAGGCUUGAAUUCAACAUCGCUUUCAGAGAGGAAAAGGUCGAGCAAGGAAUGAAGAAGGUCAUGAAAGGCCGCAAAGACGGCGAUCAGAUGAGAGACGACAAGGGCGAACGUUCGACCGGGAAGACGUUCGUGGUUGCGCGACGAGCCGAUCACUCAUUACGACGCAUACGCGCCUACCGCCACAAGGAUCCCAACCAACUGGAGUCCAUGACCAUCUUUGAAGCUGCAAGGUGGGCCGCGAUCUCGAUAGAGCACAAAGAGGACCGGCAACGGUUCCCCUUCGACGAUACCAGGGACUUCAAGAACCCGAUAAGGGAAGUGCUUGACGAGGCAACGGAAGUCCUGGACAACACAGCCAAGGUUGGUUGCGUGUUGAGCCUCGGGGCAGGCUCCCGAGAAAUUGCCAACCGCUUCGACAUAGCAAAAGAUGGCAAGAAACGAAACAGCGAAAAGGCCCAUAUCGACAUGACGAGGCGUUUCGAAAACGUCCCAAACACAUACUUUCGGCUGGAUGUCGACGGCAUGGAAGACCGAGUUGAAGCUCAGCCAGCCCAGGAUCACAUUCCGCUGGUGAAGCGCGAAACGGAAAAUUGGCUGAGCACAAGUGACGCAAAAGGUUACAUCGACAGAAUCGUCGACGUCCUCAUCAAAGGCGGCACCACCACGGCAUCAGGCAUCAUCACCGUCGACAAACUCACCUUGGACGAGAUAAACCCCUGGAUUCCACCCAACUACGGUAUCGACAGCGACCUGGACCCCAACGACCCAGCCUACCGCGCCGAACAAGACGACCUCUGGGCGCAGUUCCGAGAGUACUGGUCCGCCCGCGGCUCCAUGGCUUCCGAAACCCGCAACCUCUACUGCCUCAUCCUCGAGCACAUGACGGCGCACAAGCACCUCUCGUGCGCGGUCCGCGUCGCCGAGGAGUUUUACAGACGCUGCGUGGCGCGCACGAGACCGUGCCCGCUCUCGACCGCCUUUUUUCUAACGGAACUCACCCAGGCAACCCUUCUCGCCGGCGAAGUAUUCGACGCUGUCGAUCGUAGCGAAGAGCUGGUUGCUCAUUAUACCACAAAUAAGGAACUAUGGGGCCCCGAUCACCAUUUCACCAGGGCUGCGGUGAAUGUGCUGGAGGUGGCGAAGGAGAACAGAGAGAAAAGGAUCAAAGGAAUCGCGAAGGCGAGGGUGGAGAUGAAGAAGUUUGAGGACUGGAAGGGGGGAAGAUCGGAGGCGCAGCUGAGGGCCGAGGUAGGGAAUGUGGGGUAUGAGACUAAAUACAGGGCUUAUCUGGUUGCAGUUGUGGCGAACGACAGGCUGCUGGUGGAAAAUGCUUGUAAGGUUAGGGGAGGGUGUAGGGAGAAGGGGUUUAGGGAUGUGGAUGAAAGGUUGGGCAUCAGUAACGAUGUUGAGAUCGAGAGGGGUUUGAUUAAGGAUUAUAGUUAG
Molecule: messenger RNA, 1722 nt
Organism: Sordaria macrospora k-hell
Lineage: Eukaryota; Fungi; Ascomycota; Sordariomycetes; Sordariales; Sordariaceae
Biological process (GO): arachidonate metabolic process
Cellular component (GO): membrane
Source: RefSeq, a predicted model, not a curated record